AUGGAAAAUGAAAGGUUUUACAUUAAAUAUCUGGACUACCAGCCAGUGGAAAUCGAAACUCACUUCAAUGGAGAACUAGAAAGAAGAAGACCACUGACUGACGUUGGUGACUUGGUUGCUGCUUACAAGACUGCUGCCACUCCCCUCCUUGGUGCUAUAGACCCUGACGAGCUCACCAUUCAUUAUGUGGUCAAUGGGGUGGAGACCAACUACAACUCCUGGGACCCCAUUUCUGCUCUCGGAACAAAUGGGACUGUUGGGUCCAAUCCACUGAUUAUUCGCUCUCUAAGAGAUACUAUCACUAUGGACGAGCAUAUGGUUUGGUCUCUUCCUGAACCGGUGUAUGACAAUCCUGUGUCAAGACCCAACACCUCUGGCAGAAUUUGGAAGAAGCCGACACAUGUUUUCCUGUGGUCUGAUUUUAAGCAAAGCGUUGUUGAUUGGAUUGGUGCUAAUCAUCAUCAGCAUUCUCAAAGAGUACAAAGACCUGUGUUUGUUUCUGGAAUUAUCAUCACCGAAGAAGUUCAAAGUCUUCAACCCUUCAUCAAGCUCAAUUUGCUCAAUAUCUCUGCCAAGUGUUUCAUUCCUCCUUCUGAAUUCAAGGCACGACGUCAAAUCACAAGCUGCGUAGGGGAACCAGAUCAUUUAAUGACUAGAGAUGGAGAGGUUGUCACUAUUGUUGAAGAAAAGGGCAAUUGGGCUUUGUCUACUGGUGAUAUCGUCAAUUCAUACGACACAGAAAGGACACGUGCGUCUGCUCUUGACCAACUCUACCACUAUAUGCGAUUGAACCACAGACAAUAUGGGAUUCUGUCGUCAUACGAAAACACCUGGUUUGUUCAUCGAAAUCAAGAAUGUGCCGUUUGUGAAGAACCUCAAGUUCAUGAAACUUUGUAUGUUUCCGAGGGAAUCUCCUUUACUGCUCAAACACCCACUGUUCAACAAUGCUUAUCGUAUUUCAACAGCAUCGUCAAUCACAAUCAUAUGGAUUCUCCCCACGCAUCAAAGCGUCCGUCUAGAGCUAGUUCUGCUACCCAAAUCUCUCGACCAAGUAGUACUAGAGUAUCUCCGCGUGCUAGUCUCUCCAGAGGAUGCAGUUCUUUGUCGUCUGGAAUUCAAAUCAACGAGCAACCCCAAGAUUUUGAUGUUGAUGAUUUCAAAUUCGAUACAGUUCUUGGUGAAGGAAGAAGCAAAGUGUAUUUGGAUUACUAUGGAUCUAGCCGUAUUGCUCUCAAGGUUGCUGAUAUUGCCAAGCACGGAGAAAUGCUUCCAGAAUUGCUGAAUGAGGUUUCUGUGUAUGAACAGCUAUCGGGGCUACAAGGGAAUGGCAUACCUAGAUUCGUUUGUCAUGGGUUUGUGGAGGACGUUCUGUACUGUGUAGGUGUUUCUAUCUGUGGUACGGUGGCCAAUGGAUUCACUGAACAGCAAAAGCAGAAGUUGUUGGAAACACUCGAAAGCAUUCACGAGGCCGGUAUUCUACAUAACGAUAUCAAAAAGGAGAAUAUCUUGAUUGAUGAAUCUGGGAAUCCAUAUAUCAUUGACUUUGGCUUCUCUACACGAAAUUGCUCCCCUGCUGCUCGAAUGGAAGAAACAAACUUGCUCCUUAGUCUGAUUGAAAGUACUUGA
Messenger RNA from Batrachochytrium dendrobatidis JAM81, 1626 nucleotides. RefSeq lists its product as uncharacterized. Gene Ontology annotation, biological process: protein phosphorylation. The transcript has a single exon. The record is from RefSeq and is a predicted model, not a curated record. Lineage: Eukaryota; Fungi; Chytridiomycota; Chytridiomycetes; Rhizophydiales. Gene Ontology annotation, molecular function: protein kinase activity; ATP binding. Bases 1 to 1626 code for a protein of 541 amino acids.